Molecule: messenger RNA, 1113 nt
Organism: Nasonia vitripennis (jewel wasp)
Lineage: Eukaryota; Metazoa; Arthropoda; Insecta; Hymenoptera; Pteromalidae
Exons: 4
Coding region: 1-1113 (370 amino acids)
Source: RefSeq, a predicted model, not a curated record
AUGGCGCGAAUACUUCAAGGCAACCUGCACAGAAGUAGGCUCGCCCACGAUCUCCUACCGCAAUUUGUCGCAGAGGAGAAAGCGGACAUCCUCCUGAUAAGCGAACAGUACACGGAUCGAGACACACCCGGCUGGGUGUCCAACGAUGCAAGGACCGCCGCAGUCUGGGUGCCCAGGCGCGGCAUCGCAGAAUCAGGGACGGGGGAUGACUACGUAGGAGACGUAUCCGGGAAACUCGUCAUGGGGGACAACUUCAACGCGAUGGCCACGGAAUGGGGUAUGACGACAACGAAUUGCAGAGGCAAGGCCAUCCUCGAGAUGGCAGCUCGACUAAGCUUAGUGGAUUGGCAUGUCAUGGAGGAAUAUACUGCAAAUGACCACCAGUAUAUACUUUUUGACAUCCAGAACGACCACAGAAACAGGACCAGAGAAAGAAAAAAGCAGACGCCACGGUGGAAUACCCGGCGCAUGAACCGGGACAGACUUGCUGAAGAGAUGCAAAGGGCGGAGCUCCCAUCAAUUGGGCUCCCUCAGCAACUGAGCGAACGCGAAAAAGCCGAAGCACUAGUAGAACGUACAACACGUCUCAUCACGGAGUUGUGCGACGCAGCUAUGCCAAGGGUGAGGGAGGCUCAAAAAGCUCUGAAAAGACAAAGGCCUGAAGCCCAGGACUUGUACGAGAGACACGACCGGGCGCGAAAAAGGCUGAGGGACGCGAUAAAGGAAAGUAAGCGACGCUGUUGGGCAAAGAUUGUCGACGAAGUGGAGAAAGAUCCGUUUGGCGACGGAUAUGCGAUCGUUACCCGAAAGAUAGGCGAAAUGAAACAAACGGAGCCAAUGGAGGCAGAAGUGAUAGAAAAGGUAAUCGAUGGGCUGUUUCCCACACACCCCAUCAGAACUCAGGCAGAAAGAACGAAUGUGCCGAUAGACGAGAUACCCCCUUUCACCGAGGGCGAGCUUAUCGCGGCAACCUCAUCCCUGAAAAGCGGCAGAGCACCAGGACUGGAUGGUAUUCCGGCGGAAAUGCUGAAAGUCGUCGCAAUCCAACGGCCGGAGCUGAUACUGGAAAUGUACAAUCUGUGCCUGAUACAGGGUGUAUUCAGCUCGAGAUGA